AGAUUAGUUAUUGUUGAAUUCUAUGGAACUUGGUGUGCUUCGUGCAAAGCUUUAUUUCCCAAGUGAUAAGGAAAAGUACUGGGAAGAUCACCCUGGGCAAGCAGUGCCGCUCAUGAAGCCAAAAUUUUGUCGUGGGCCCUGGAAAGUGCUUCUAAGGUGAUGUCCUGCCAGCUAAUCAGUAAUGCCAGAAGAUCCAGUCAAGAAGCUAUUGUGUCGUUCCUCCUAUUUCACUUUGUUUCUGUAUAAAACUGACAGAUUUGGUGUUGUUUAGAAUGCAGCUAGAAAACAAUUACGGUGGCUUGAGGCGGUAGGAAUGAUGUUUGUCAAUGACCAGUUGAGUUUGAAGAUUGUUUAAUAUUUAAUUGCUUCUAGCAUCUGAGUGAUUUACACGGGAGGAGCCUCAGUGCUUCCAUGUGAAGACGAGAGACCGCUUCUUGAAAACCAAAAAUCAUAUCAUCAGUGAGUGUUUCAUCAACCUAAUAUCCUUAUUCAUUAUAUUCAGGCUUUAUUUUCCUUGUGGUUGUUAUUCAUGUUUUAUUCCUUGGGUAAAAGUGGCAGGGAACCUGCUGCUUUUGAUGAGUGUCAAUCCACGUAAAGGCAUUAACCAAAUCUGAUAGAGACUACAUAUAACAACUUGGUCAACUUCAGCCACAAAAUGAGGAAUGAAACCCGCCUAGAAGUUAUAUUUAGUUUACAUUUAACAUAGCUUACCUUAAAUUUAGCUAAUUAUGUAGAACAGAUUCUUCACUCAUCUCUUCUGUAGCAUUGGCUCUUGUCUUCCCUCUUCCUUAGCAUGAGCCCCUAGCUCUUUGCAGUUCUAAUUACAAAAUGACAACAUAUGGAACUAUUCCAGCAGAGUUGCCACCAUCAUCAAACUUCAUUUUCCGCGCAAGAGAACAGAUCCGAUUAGGCCUUGGCACACGAAGACAAUGGAAGGAGAUGGUCAAGAUUCAAGCUAUAAGCCUCCCCUCCAAUUUAAACGACUCAAUACAAAGAAUCCGAACCAAUGCGGCAUUUUUUAGGAUGAACUAUGUCAUCAUCAUAUUGUUUCUUCUCUUCAUCACAUUGCUUUGGCACCCUGUCUCUCUGAUUGUCUUCAUUAUCAUGAUGGUUGCAUGGCUGUUCCUUUAUUUUUUACGUGAUGACCCUGUAUCAAUUGAAGGCUUUGUGAUUGAUGAUCGCAUUGUGAUGACGGGUCUGUUGUUGGUUACCAUUGCCAUGCUUUUCCUAACAGAUGUGACAGAUAAUAUCAUAGUUGGCCUUUCUAUUGGAUUAGCGGUUGUUUUGGUCCAUGGAAUAUUCAGAAGCACAGAUGAUUUGUUCUUUGGGGAUGAGGAAGAAGCGAAUAGAUCGCCGGUGUUGAUGCGCCCUGCGGAAGAAGCAGCACCUGUGCCAUUAAAGAAUGCUGCCUCCUCUUCUUAUUCUGUGUCCUAGUGUUCUUUUGAAUGCUUCCAAUGCUGUUGUUAAAUUAUAUAUGUAUCAGGGAAAAGUAAGAGAUUCAUUGGGGUUUAAGUUUUCUCUGUAUAGUAUAUAAUGCCUUCUUAUUUAAGAAAAUAUUUUGUUGCAUGAAAUUCAAUGUUUUCUAUUAAUUGGCAUUAGAAGUGCCAUAACUUUUGCUGCUUUGGAGCCUGAAAGGAAACCGAUUGAUGAACCAAUUGUCUUGAUAAUCAAAAUCAAUCACUUUCAUGUCGGAUAACUCCUUAAAAAGUAACCAUUUAAACAUAUGAGUGAGAUUCAUAUAACGAUAAUUUCGUUUUCAGCUUCUAUCAUUCGAAC
Durio zibethinus is the source of this 1776-nucleotide messenger RNA. The record is from RefSeq and is a predicted model, not a curated record. NCBI's taxonomy places the organism in Eukaryota, Viridiplantae, Streptophyta, Magnoliopsida, Malvales, Malvaceae.